Messenger RNA from Leptomonas pyrrhocoris, 2382 nucleotides. RefSeq lists its product as hypothetical. The coding region runs from base 157 to 2382 and encodes 741 amino acids. Gene Ontology annotation, molecular function: protein binding. The record is from RefSeq and is a predicted model, not a curated record. Lineage: Eukaryota; Euglenozoa; Kinetoplastea; Trypanosomatida; Trypanosomatidae. The transcript has a single exon.
AGCCGUGCGUUCUAUUUCUUCUCUCUUUGACAAGCCAUUCACCUUUCCUGAUUUGUUUUCUUGUUUUCUUUGUUUUCUUUCCAUCUACGGACAACGCUGAAGGACCCGCCCCUCCCUCCUUCCGUCCUUCCUUUCUCUCCCCCUUACAGCAUUCAAAUGCAGAACUCCGUUAUCAAGCUCACCAUUGAGAAGGCGGAGGCCCUCCUCGCCCUCAACCCGGGCGGCACAUCGAACCCGUACAUCACAGCCACCAUCGGUGCCCAAUCGGUGACGACGCCGGUGCAGAACAAAACGGUGAACCCGGUCUUCAACGCGACCUUCACCUUCACCGACUGCCCCUUGCCCUCCAUCGUGACGCUGCGCGCCUUCAACAAGAUCCAGUACGUCGAUGUCGAGGACCCGCUCGGCACGGCCACCGUCACGCUCUUCGACGUCCAGCCGGAGGAGACGACCAAGACGGUGCAGCUGAGCCACGGCGGCAAUGCGGCGUUGGCCCAGCGCGCGCCCAACGGGUGCGGGUCGGUGCAGAUCCGCUACACCGUCACGCCCAUGCCCGAGGCGGCCACCGCCGAGCACCCGCCGAUGCUGGUGUCCAAGAACGCCAGCGUCACGUCCGCCGGCGGGGCCUCCACCCCGAUGCCGGUCCCGGCGGCCAUCAACAUCGACGCAAGCGCCCCGGCGGCGAUGCCGGUCGCCAUCUCGCCCAAGGACAGCCGCAUCAGCACGCCCCGCUCCGGCGCGCGGUCGACCAGUACGGCGAACCUCGUUGCGUCGAACCCGAGCGUGACGAACCCGGCCGCCACGACGCCGAUGCUGCGGCCGGUGGAGGUUUCAGGCAGCGCGCCGCUCGGCAGUGGCGGCGCUGGUGCUGCGGCGGCCGUCGUACCCGUGUAUUCCUCCUCCGCCGCGUUUGGUGGGAUCGGCGGGCAGAACAGCCAGCUGACGCCGCCCAGCCUCACCCCGGCGAAGCCACCGGCUGUGUCGACGUUCCUCGUGCCGCAGGUGGCACCCCCGCCUCCCGCGACGACAGGAAUGAACAUGUCCCUCAACACGGCGCCAAACAACGGGUACACGAGCUACGCCGUGCCCGGUGUGCGGAUCCCCGCGCCGGUGGCCGAGCUGGAUGCCGCUGCUGCUGCUGCCGCUCCCGUGGCGGUCUCUGCGGAGUCCUACUACGCAAACAACAGCGCCUGCCAGCCCGCCUCCACCCCGCUCCCGGCGGUGAAUGCACCGUCGCCGAACAGCGCGUCGAUGCUGCCGGUCGCGCCCAGCGCCGUCGCGGCGGUUCGCUUCGCCUCGCUGCAGGAGACCACCAACGCGGCCACCUCGUUUGAUGCGCAGUACUCCGCAAAGGCCCUGCAGAGCGCGUCGGCCAGCUCCCUCUUCACCGCCGCAGCGCAGGCACCGCUGCUUCUGCCGCAGCAGAAGUUCCUGUCCGUGCCGCCCAACAUCCACGGCACGCCCUUGUCGAACGUGCAGUCCCGGGAGGGGUCGCGGCUGCCGUCGGCGGCGCAGCUGCCCCCGCCGUCGGUGGCGGUGGCCGGAGGGGCCUUCCCUGCCCAGGCCCUUCCUGCAGCGCUGGAGGCCGGUGCAAACCCAGUCGCCGUCGCCCCCCGCACGCCGCCGCUCAGCUCCAGCACGUCGAACAGCCGUCGCUCCACCCCGUCCACGCUGUCCUCGCACGGACGCCCGACGUUGUUUUCCGCCGCCGCCGGUGCCGCUGCGGAGUUCCCUGCGCAGGCGUCACUGAAUGCGCCAGGGGGUCAGGGCAUGCGGCGUGGUGUGGCGCCGGUGCCGGCGACGGCUGGCGUGCCGCUGCAGCAGCAGCAUCGGCCCAACGUGGGCGGCUCCGCCUUCCCCUCCCCACCGCACCGGACACGCUUUUCGGUUCCGUCCACGUCCGCGUCUGCACCCGCGGCGGCGCUCGACGGCACGCGGUCGCCGAAGCGGCGGAGUCCCAAAAACGAGGCGCCGUCGGACGCGGCUGUGCCCUCGGCGGAGGCCCUCUACGCGGACCCGGACUACCUCUUCGAGGCCGCUGCGAGCGGGAUGGAUGAGGCCAUCUUCCGUCAGCUGCGCGACGUCGACCCGUACCUCACCAACGGCUUCCUGACCUGCCUCGACUACUCCGGCCGCAGCCUGCUGCACAUCGCGGCGUGGAACGGUCAGCUGCGGGUGAUGCAGAUCCUGCUCGCGCCGGAGCCGGCCGCGCCGAUGAUCGAUCUGCGUGCCCUGGUAGCGGCGAAGAGCGGUAAUACCAUUCUUGCACGCCGCGGCCUGCAGCGGGCAGGCGGAGGUGGCGCGGUGGUUGCGUUACUCGCACCCGUCGGCCGGUCCGCUGCUGCUGUCGAUGCACAACGCACGCGGCAUGACGGCGGCUGA